AUACCUUAAAAGUACAAAAUAAAUAGUCCAAAUCACAUUUAAAUGUCAAAAUUUAUUUCUUAUAUAAAAAAAAUUAGAAUUACAAAUAAAAAAAUGUUCAUCCAGGAAAUGUGUUUGGUGUUUUACAUCCAAAGCAUCAAGUAUACUCAGGAAAUCACACGGGAUCGGAAAUCGAACCUCGAGACAAAGCUGCAUACCAUUGACCAACGUACUCGAUUUGGAAGAUGUAGUCAUGGUAAAUUAAAAUUUAUAUUUUUAUUUACAGAUGGAAAUGAAAUAUAUAGAAAGAAAUUUCACAGUCAGAGGAGUUUCAGCGCAAAGCUAUGCUACAGUUGUGACAGGCUUUUUUGAUAUUGGACCGUUUAAGAGAACCAAUCAUGAAUUUCGGAGACGAACUUUCUAUUACAAUGGUGCAGGAAUAUUUAAACGUCUCAGAAAUAUGCUCGUCGUUUAUUCGGAUUCCAGGCCUUUUCUAAACCAUAUCAAAAAUAUUCGAAGCGAUAGAUUAAAUGAAACAAAAUUGAUAUUUUUUGAACGGUCAUCUGCAUGGCCGUUUCAUUUAGCUAAAACAAUAAGACGAAUUUAUAGUUCUGUUAGUUAUCCUAAACACUAUCCGACUACACUUUCAUCACUGUACACAUGCACUAUGCAUGCCAAGUAUUAUUGUUUAAAUCAUUCUGCUACAAAUAACUUUUUUAAAACAAAACACAUCAUGUGGUUAGACGUAGGGUACUUUUGGAGGCGGCUGAAGACUCAAAGAAACUUUUAUCUGAAAACGCCGAAUAAUUUUAAUGAUUCAAAAAUAGCUAUGACAAGAAUAUACACUGGUCGAAGUAUUCCCAGAAGUCCAAUUGACAUUAUAAAACAUAACCAUUUUCUAGUUGGGGGUGGGUUAGUGUACGGUGAUAUUAAUGUAAUGUUGCAGUUUUCUUCCCAAUAUAAAAGAGCUGUCGAAUACUUUUUAGCAAAUAAUGCAAGCAAUUCGGAUCAGCAAAUAAUACUUGCCAUUUUUACACAAGAAGGCCGAAAUGCUAUCAAACCUGAAGUAGAGAUUCAAAUGUAUGGAACGGCGAGCAACCGCGACUGGCACUUUCUAGGUGAUAGUAUGAUAGAGGAAUAAAUAUGCUAACAUAGAAAGCGAUAUUUUUUUAACGAUUGUGUGAACUUAUUUUUACUUUAAAAUAUAUUGUCCUACAAAAUCAAAACAACAGAAACGAAAUCUUAUGGAAAUUGGAAAAUCAGUUAAAUUCGCGACAUCAUUAAUAUCCCAUUAGGCUUUAAAUCUAAUGUGUCUUAGAAUUUUAUGGGCUAUGCUACAUAUAUACGUCUUCCUCAGUAUUCUUCUUUUUUCCAAGUUUGACUACAGUGGUCUUGGCUUAAUAAGCAUAGGCAUAUGUAAGCUUUCUUUGAUUUAUAAAAUGGCUAUUACAGACAGCAAUAAGUUAUGAAGUAUUGAAUGUACCCAAGUGAUUCUGUGAUGUAUUUCUUUUGUGUGAUAUGUUUGAAAUAUUGU
Messenger RNA from Mercenaria mercenaria, 1513 nucleotides. RefSeq lists its product as uncharacterized. Lineage: Eukaryota; Metazoa; Mollusca; Bivalvia; Venerida; Veneridae. The coding region runs from base 266 to 1120 and encodes 284 amino acids. The record is from RefSeq and is a predicted model, not a curated record. The transcript has a single exon.